AUUUGUGGGUGUGGCUGAGAAUGUUUGGAGUUUUCUCUUCAGUAUUUGGAAAAGAUUGUUCAGAAAUUGAAAGAGAUCCAAGAGCAGAUCCAUUUGAUAAGGAAAUAUGUAGAACAAUGAGACAAUUUGAAGAAUCUUUUGAAGAAAUGACUGACUUCUUUGAAAGAGAAGACUCUAAUGAUGAGCAAUGUUAUGAUGAAAGUCCUGAGUUACUGAGAGGAAAUAUACUCAAUAAAGAUGACUUUCAUUGUAAAUCACAAUUCAAGGAUAAAAAUCUUGAUGAUAUCGUUGAAGCUGAUCCUAAAGCUCUUGAUGACAUUUUAAACUCAAGAGGUGAUAAAAGGAACAACACUUCUGGUAGAGUCCACUCACAAAGCAUUAGAAUAUCAACUACAGUGAGACCUGAUGGGACUGUAGAAUAUAAAAGAACUGUCACUGAUUCUGACGGAAAUGAACAGACCACCACUUCAAGCACAAAGAGACAAUGACUGAUGUUAACUGAUGAUAUCUGUAUAAUAAUGGGAUCAACUUAUUACCAAAUUAUAACAAUAAUUAACAAUCAAUCUUACUGUAUCAAUAACAACAACAACAACAAUAAUAAUAAUAAUAAUAAUAAUAAUAAUAAUAAUAAUGUGAAGGAGGGAAAGAGAGACAGUGCUUACUAAAAUAAUUAGAUAUUAAGAAUUAUGAUACAAAAAAGAAUAGAAAUUGUUUCAACUCAAA
Messenger RNA from Amphimedon queenslandica, 723 nucleotides. RefSeq lists its product as uncharacterized. The coding region runs from base 21 to 488 and encodes 155 amino acids. The record is from RefSeq and is a predicted model, not a curated record. NCBI's taxonomy places the organism in Eukaryota, Metazoa, Porifera, Demospongiae, Haplosclerida, Niphatidae. The transcript has 7 exons.